Catharus ustulatus (Swainson's thrush) is the source of this 1921-nucleotide messenger RNA. It is a transcript of the gene ALKBH3, whose product is annotated as alkB homolog 3, alpha-ketoglutarate dependent dioxygenase. Gene Ontology annotation, cellular component: nucleus. Gene Ontology annotation, biological process: DNA repair; DNA alkylation repair. The transcript has 9 exons. The record is from RefSeq and is a predicted model, not a curated record. The coding region runs from base 1 to 861 and encodes 286 amino acids. Gene Ontology annotation, molecular function: dioxygenase activity. Lineage: Eukaryota; Metazoa; Chordata; Aves; Passeriformes; Turdidae.
AUGGCCGACCGGCGGCAGCGGGCCCGGGUGCAGGGCGGCUGGGCCGGCGUCCCGGCGGGGCGGCCCGCAGCACCUAAGGCACCUGUGGCCAGCAGCCUUGCCCUUGCAGGUGCCAGACCAGCAUGGAGACAGAAAGAUCAGCCUCAUGUUCAAAAGCAGUUUGUCUUUGAAAAGCCAUCAGAGGUGGAGCGCAGGGUUCCCGAGGCAGGUGUGAUAGACAAGCCUGGUGUAUAUGAGCUCAGCAAGGGACCAACUGGCAUUUCUAGGAUUCAUUUGAUUCCUGGCUUUAUUGACUCAGAGCAGGCAGACUGGAUGUUUGAGCAGCUCCUCCAAGACAUACCAUGGGGUCAGCGAACUCGCAUCAGACAGGAAGUAUCUUUUGAGGAACCACGGCUUACGUGUUGGUAUGGGGAACUUCCAUACACAUACUCCAAGAUAACAAUGCAGCCAAAUCCAAAUUGGCAUCCUCUGCUGACCAUGCUGAAGGAGCGCAUUGAAGAAUUCACUGGCUACACCUUCAACUCCCUUCUCUGCAACCUCUACCGAAAUGAGAAGGACAGUGUGGACUGGCACAGUGAUGACGAGCCGUCGCUGGGAAAAAAUCCUGUCAUUGCCUCACUCAGCUUUGGUGCUACUCGGACCUUUGAGAUGAGAAAAAAGCCUUCCCCUGAGGAGGAUGGAGACUAUACCUAUGUAGAAAGACUUAGAAUCCCACUUGAUCACGGGACUCUGUUGGUGAUGGAAGGAGCCACCCAGGAGGAUUGGCAGCAUCGAGUGCCUAAGGAGUACCAUUCCAGAGAUGAACGGAUAAACUUGACAUUUAGGAUCAUUUAUCCAGAACCUGAUGGAGUUUGGAAGUGAAGAACCACUUUGGACAUUGUUGGAUAUAGACCCACAGCAGAUCUAGAGCCUUAGAUUGCUGCAGAUUUAAAGGAAACCUUACAGGAACAGAGUUCCUUGAAGCCAUAGGGAGAAGAGUUGAUAUUUUGAAGAUCUUUGGCAAUCAGAAGCUACCUGUUAUGUGGACAGCAGUUAUAUGUUAUUAGAUUAUACUAAAUCUCAGGCUUUUGAACAGUGAUUAUUCUUAAAAGAGCAUAAAGCAUGUGACAGAUUUGAGAGGUCCCAACUGGAGCAUACAGAUUCAGUGAGCAGAUAGUUUGCACCUUGUCUUGUCUCUCCUUUACUCGCACAUCGUGGUAUCUGUUGGAAGUAGUGGCAAGAUGGGAUUCUUUGAUGUAAAGCCGCCUCUGUGUGUGUACAGAAAUGAGAAAGCUGCACUUGGUGAUGUCUCUGGGUAUUACUCAUUCCACCAAAGGGUGGUGCACUGCUGUAGGUUGCAGAGUCUUUUCCAAUUAAGCAAUCAGUUUCAUAACUUAAGUAACUACUUGAAUUAUACUGGUGUCUAGUGGAACAGAGGGUCAAGGCUCUCUUCUGCCCUGCACUCUGUGGUCAGACUUUAUCCUAACUGUUUAUCCAUGUAAACAGGACCAGGCAAAGGCAAGCAAGAUAGACCCUGCUUCUGGGUCAGUGCAUAUUGCAUUAAAGAAUAUUACUCAGAGGGUUGUCUCUUGAGCCUCUGCUGUCACAGAUCAGCAGUCAGCACCUCAGACCAGCUUCCAGGGUGGCUUGCUGGAAUUCCUCACGUUUGCCUGCUGGAACUCACCUGCUGCUGGGAAGCAGUGGGCUGAUAACUGCAGUCUGGGUGUUAAGUCAGGAAUGCUGCCUAUGUGUUUAAGUUCUUUUUACUGCAGCUAAAUACCAUCACUGUACAGUAUCAAAUGAUAGAUUUGGUCCAUCUUCACUGUCUGCCUGCAGUAGGAUCUAAACACAAGUAAAUACCCUAUGCCUUGUAACACAUCAGCUUUGUUAAGCAAGCUAAUGUCCCUCUUCACUGUAAGAAUAAAUUGGUGUUGAGAAAAUA